AUGCCAGCUCUUCCUCAUUUUGGUGGCAUGAAAGUUCUUCCUCAUUUUGGUGGCAUGGCUCAAAAGGUUGUUGGGAUAGUUAAAAAGUUCGGAAAGGAGGUGGUUUCUAGUCCUAAUGCGAUAGGGUUCUGUGCUAGCAAUACCCUUUCGAUUUUGAUAGCUGUGAAACAAAUGGAACAAGCAAGAAAUGCUGAUAAGCAGAAUGAGUUAAACCAUGAUGAAAGAUAUAGAGAGGUGAAGAUGACUGUCAGAGAGAGUGAAAGAAAGGUUAUAUUGGCAGUAAAAAAAGAAGCUGCUCAGCCCACCAAAAAUUUGAAGGAGUUGAUGAAAAUCCAUGACAAACAAUAUUCAUCUUCUUGGUUUUGGACUGACAAAAAGACCGACAAAAGGGUCAACCUUCUCCAAGCGAAACUAGAAAGUUUUCAGAAGGAGGCUGAGGUGAAGGAUAAGAUGUAUCUGGAUGCCAUUGAGGUGCUUCAGUUUGCAGGGGUUGAAAAAUUCACCCCCGAGGUGGGUGAACAACUUGACAUGGAAAAACAUUCUGUCGUUCAUCUUGUACUUGAUCUAAAGAAUCCUCCGGGCAUGAUAGUUCAAGUUUUUGAGGAGGGAUACAUUUGCAAUGGGCGGAUUCUUAGACGCGCAAAGGUAGGAGUCUCACGUGCUGUGGAGACCAGGGGAAGAAGCAAAAACGCAUGA
Molecule: messenger RNA, 696 nt
Organism: Coffea eugenioides
Lineage: Eukaryota; Viridiplantae; Streptophyta; Magnoliopsida; Gentianales; Rubiaceae
Product: protein GrpE-like
Exons: 3
Coding region: 1-696 (231 amino acids)
Biological process (GO): protein folding
Molecular function (GO): adenyl-nucleotide exchange factor activity; protein homodimerization activity; protein-folding chaperone binding
Source: RefSeq, a predicted model, not a curated record